CUACUAUUCCGUUAUUAUUCUACCCUCGGUCUAACGACACCGUUCCUUUAUUCUCCUGUUUGUGUUUGUAGCGCUACAGAAUGCAUCAAUACGCCAGCCAAGACAAGAUUCCUGGAGGGGGUGUUGGACUGGCGGCCCCCCAGGAUGGCCAAAGUUCUUGUCAGUUCUUCUCAGAUGGCCGGAGGAAGGUGGACUAUGUUCUGGUGUUCUACCAACGCAAACAGAUCUCUGUGAGGGGUGGCGACCGGCUGCACCAUCUCUCUGCCCCUCCACACCCCCCUCAUCGCCUCUCUGUCAUCUCCAAUGGUAGCUCCCCCCUCUCCGGUCCUGUGGGGGGUGUAGGGCAGGGGGGUUUGGGAUGUGCAGCCGGGCAGCGGAGUGCGGGGGACGGGGAGGUGUGUGUGGACCUGGCGGUGGAGGUGGAAUUAGAGGCGGACCCAGCUGAAGGAGAGAUGGUGCUGAUCAGGGAGGAGUUUGAGGCCAGGCUACUGGAGGCGGGGCUUGAGAUGGAGAGAGACACCGAGGUCAGGGUCUACGGGCCCAGCUUCACGAGACUCCAUGUCCCCUGGCAGGUCCUGAGCAGAGAGGCAGAGUUCCUCAAGAUCAAAGUCCCCACUAAGAAGAGCUAUGAUCUGAAGCAGGAGAAUGGGUUCAGUGCCAGCCUCAGUGAGUUCUGGAGGAAGGUGAACCAGCCGUUCCAACCCAACAUCCCCCAGCUAGGCCACAGCACCACCAAGCAGCUCUCACACUGCUUCUCCAGGGACAAACUACACUUAUUUAACAUCACCUCUAAAGACACAUUCUUUGACAACGCAACACGCAGUCGAAUAGUGUACGAGAUCCUGAGACGCACCGCCUGCACACGCACCAGCCAGUCCAUGGGCAUCACCACAUUAAUAGCUAAAGGUGUCUAUGAUUCAGCCUUCCCUCUCCAUGAUGGGGAUUAUAAGGUCGUGGGUCACUCAGAGAGGAAUGACAGACAGCUGCUGCAUGAUGAGUGGGCCAGAUAUGGAGCCUUCUACAAAUACCAACCUGUGGACCUCAUCAGGAAGUACUUUGGGGAAAAGAUCGGUCUGUACUUCGCCUGGCUGGGCGUCUACACUCAGCUGCUCAUACCAGCCUCUAUGGUUGGGAUUAUUGUCUUCUGCUACGGCUGUUACACUGUGGAUAUGGACGUACCCAGCCUGGAGAUGUGUGAUAAGCAGCAGAACUUCACUAUGUGUCCUCUGUGUGACGGAGUGUGUGACUACUGGCACCUGUCCACUGCCUGUGGCACCGCCCGCGCAUCCCACCUGUUCGACAACCCUGCCACCGUCUUCUUCGCUAUCUUCAUGUCCCUCUGGGUUGCGACGUUCCUGGAGCACUGGAAGCGUCGUCAGAUCAGUUUGAACCACAGCUGGGACCUCACAGGACUAGAGGAAGAGGAGGACCACCCGAGGCCCAAGUAUGAAACCGUCCUGCUCGAGAAGAGACAGAUGAUGAGGAACAAGGAGAAGAAGAACGAGAAAAAGAAGAAGAAGAAGAAGAUUGAGCCUGUGCAGCGGGAGGAGGACGUGGCGGCAGGGAAAGACAGGUGGAGACAGAAGUUACUGUCUGCUAUGAACACUGGGACAUCGACAGGUGUGGAGAAGCUGACCUGGAGGGACCGUCUGCCUGGAUACCUCAUCAACAUCUCCUCCAUCCUCUUUAUGGUGACUGUGCUUUUAGUUUGUUUGGGUGAUCGUGUUUCGUAUCGUCGUUUCGCUCUAAUGGCGAUGUCACCUGACCCGGAGACCAAGUCUAACGUGCGUGUCACCGUCACGGCAACCGCUGUCAUCAUCAACCUGGUGGUCAUUCUGAUACUGGAUGAGAUCUACGGAGCUGUGGCCGUCUGGCUCACUGAGCUGGAGAUUCCAAGGACAGAGAGUAACUUUGAGCAGCAUCUGAUUCUGAAGGCUUUUCUACUGAAGUUCAUGAACGCCUACGCCCCCAUAUUCUAUGUAGCUUUCUUUAAGGGACGGUUUGCAGGCAGGCCGGGAGACUACGUCUAUGUUUUUAAUGACUACCGGAUGGAGGAGUGUGCCCCUGGAGGUUGUUUAAUAGAGUUAUGUAUUCAGCUCAGCAUCAUCAUGGUGGGGAAACAACUCAUUCAGAACAAUGUCUUUGAGAUCGGCAUCCCUAAGUUGAAGAAGUUGAUCCGAGCAUGGAAGGGUAAGGGGAUUUCAUUGGAGGAGAGAGAGGAGCAGCGUGCCAGACCUCCUCAACAGUGGAACCUCGACUACACCCUGGUCCCCUUUGAAGGACUGACCCCCGAGUACAUGGAGAUGAUUAUCCAGUUUGGUUUUGUUUCUCUGUUUGUCGCAUCGUUCCCUCUGGCUCCUCUCUUCGCUCUUCUCAACAACGUGAUCGAGAUCCGCCUCGAUGCCAAGAAGUUUGUCACCGAGCUGCGACGACCGGACGCUGUCCAAGCCAAAGACAUCGGAAUCUGGUACAACAUCCUGAGUGGAAUGGGAAAGUUCUCUGUCAUUAUAAACGCGUUUGUGAUCUCGUUUACCUCAGACUUCAUUCCCAGGCUGGUGUACCAGUACAUGUACAGUCAGACGGGCACCAUGCACGGCUUCAUAGACCACACCCUCUCUCACUUCAACGUGUCCAACUUCAGACCCGGCAACGCCCCCACCUCCACAUACCUCCCUGAGACCACCGUCUGCAGGUAUAAGGACUACAGAGAGCCUCCAUGGUCAGCUGAAGCCUACCAGUUCUCUAAAACCUACUGGGCCGUCCUUGCUGCAAGACUGGCCUUCGUCAUCCUGUUCCAGAACCUGGUGAUGUUCCUGAGCCUGCUGGUUGCCUGGGUGAUCCCAGACGUACCGAAGAACAUCAGUGAGCAGCUGAAGAGAGAGAAGACUCUGCUGGUGGACGUGUUCCUCCGGGAGGAGAAGGAGAAGUUCCACCUCCUCCAGAGCCUCUUCUCCUCCAAGGACCAGCCCAGCCAGGGUCACCCCGACACGGCCCACUUCCGUACUCUACCCCUAGGCCUCUCUCAAGGCCUAGGCCAGCCCCUGGGCGGAGAGGGAGGGGAAUCCCGGGCGAGAUGCAGGGCUGCCAGUUUCAGCCAGUUCACCAGACAGAUGUCCAUGUCUCCUAGCAACAAUGCAGGCCGACAGAUGUCCAUGUCUCCUAGGAACGACGCCGCCCGACACACAGCGGUCUGACACGCUACUGUAGCGGUUCGUUACAAACGUUCUUUAACCCCACAGGAGAAGUUCAGACACUAGUGUGGCAGCUACAUGGAGUCUGAAUGCUCCUCUGAGACCUCGCACCCAUGUAGACUUGGUGUUCUCUUUCUGAAGCAGUGUGAUGAUGGAACAUACUGAUCAUGGACUUGUU
Oncorhynchus masou masou (cherry salmon) is the source of this 3369-nucleotide messenger RNA. It is a transcript of the gene ano2b, whose product is annotated as anoctamin 2b. Gene Ontology annotation, molecular function: intracellularly calcium-gated chloride channel activity; protein dimerization activity. The coding region runs from base 81 to 3194 and encodes 1037 amino acids. Lineage: Eukaryota; Metazoa; Chordata; Actinopteri; Salmoniformes; Salmonidae. The transcript is spliced from 25 exons. Gene Ontology annotation, cellular component: plasma membrane. Gene Ontology annotation, biological process: chloride transmembrane transport. The record is from RefSeq and is a predicted model, not a curated record.